ACUUUGGCACUCUUGCCGACAUGCCCCCUGGGAACCGUAGUUGACAUCUCUCUGGUGCCGACAUACCCCCUGGGAACCAUAGUUGACGUCUCUCUGGUGCGUUAUCUUAUCUUACAUCAAGGAACCACGCACUCUCGCUCCACGCAGGUGUUAAAAAUAUUGUAUUGAUGAUUAAAUCGGAAGACUUUUAAUACCGACCCAUCCUGUAGAUGUGUUUCAAAUCUGUGACACGUAAAAAUGUAAAUGUAAACAAAUGAAUUGGAAGUGUAGGAAACCUGAAAUGGAAAUACUGUAUGAGCAAGUGUUGAAUGACAGUGCCCCCUGUCUUCAUGUCUACUAAAGAGCUGUGAGUUUCUUGUUACUUCAGGAACUGUUGCUAUGGCGCUGACACCUCAACACCUCACAAAGUUUUGACCCUGAAUGCCUCACAGUGGUAAGUAGAUGGGUUUAUGACAUCCUGACACCUGGCAGCUGAGAGGAGGGAAGUAUUUAUUUGGAGGAAAGUGCAUGUGAAGGAAUGCAGGUCCAGUCGGUGCCCCUCGGCUCUGUCACCAUCGGACCGGAGUCGUGGCGCGAUGGCACGGUCCGCUCCAUCCGGCGAGCGGAGCGCCUGGUGCGGCAGACUCGAGCCGGGCGGUCCGGGACCUCGAGCCGGACCCGGAGCUGCAGCGCCGCCGCCGGUCUCACCCCAAAGCUGACAGACAACACGGCGGAAACAGCCGAAGAUAAGAUCACACAGGAGGGAUGUGGAGAGAGUCGUGACUCCUGCAAAAGUAAGAUGACGAGGCCUCAAACUACAGGAGAAAUGUUCCCCAGUGGUUCCCAGAGGACCACCGUGGUCCCGUUCCCACCUACCAGCUUGCGUGAGCAGUGUGCCGAAGCCAGCGCUGCCGUGGCUGGUGAGUACAUGCGGAGGGUGCGGGAGGUGGAGGGCCAGCUGCGCAGGCAGGCCGGCAGGGUGACGCAGGAGGGCGUCAAGCUGGAGAGGGAGAAGGUUCACCUGGAGAGGAUACUGCGCAGCCUCACGACUGACCUGACUGUCAACAGGAGGAGCUCAGAGGAGAGGACCAGGAGGCCGCCCACUGCUGAGACGGACAGAGACGGUGCUGAUUACUUGCUGCUGCAUGAGAGAAGAGAGCUGGCCCAGUUGAAACAGGAUCUGGAGGGAGCACUGAGGGACACACUGACCCAGCUACAGGCCCUGGGUCAGAGCAGCAAGCAGCUGCUGGACUGUGCCGGUGAGAGGGCUCGAGUCCUGGAGCUGCUGCCUCACAGCGGCUCUGCUAGAAGACACCGCAGCGCUGCUCAGACCUUCUCCAAAACAGAACCCAUCAGCCCGUUUACACCAGAAUGUAAAAAGGUUUUGGAAUCGUCCAUUUUGACAGUCAACCAGUCACAGCUACUGAGGCAAAACAUCAGACAGAUGCUAAUCAGCGCUAUCACCCUGCAGAAGGCUGUUCACCGCUCCAUCAAUGAUGGCCUGGUGAAGAAAAUAGCAGAGACAGUCAGUCUGCAGCAAAACCUGACUCUGAUGUCUGCGGCCACCAGGCAGGCCAUGUUUCGCAAGCAGAGGGAAAUUAACUGUAUUCGUCACAGUCACGGCAGAGCGCAGGGUCCAGAGUACAGUGGUGACAUACUGUCCAGAGAGAAACUCAACAGGCCUCUGGUGCAGGUUUAUCAGAGACACCCAGGGACGCAGUUACCUGAGGCUGCUCAUCUCAUACAGGGCAGUGCAGUGCUGAGGCGAUGUCUAACGUCCUCUGAGGGUGAGCUGGCGAGGCUGCAGCACACCUUUCUGCAGCUGCUGGACAACCUGCACGGCAAGAGAGCGGCAGCUCAGGUGGAUGCGGCCGUCGUCCGCAUGAGGCGUCAGCAGGUGGACAAGAGAGCCAUGCCUUCUUUCCUCCAGCAGGAGGCCUGCAGAGGCCAACGCCGCCUGUCCUGUGCCCAGUAGAGCUGCAGCAAGCAUGCAAGUAGAGAGAGAUGAUAGUGUUAAGUGUGUUGUGAGAUAGAGGGAGCAGCCAUGUGGGAAAUGUACAGUUUCAUGAUUAGUUGGAUGGGAUAAAAACUAAACUGUGUGGCCAAAUAUAUAUGGACACCCCUGUUGACAUACUCUUGGGCUUGGUUUUAGCUCGGCCCUCUAGCACUUUGUGAAGAUACCAGGUACUACAAAGUCCUGAGGGUCUGGAAACUGUUUUCAAGGUUAGGAAUAAACUUCGGGUUCCAAUAAGUUUCUUGAAAACUGCUUGAUAUUCCACUAAAAUGUAUUGGACAGACUGAGAGUGAAAGCAGAAAUGAAAUAUGAAAAGUAUGGUGAAUGACAUAAGAUGCCGCUAGAAUCUAACUUACAACGUUCUGGCAUGAGUAGGUGCUCACUGUAGUUAUUAUUUUACGGGAACAGUGUGCAAAUGGCCUACACAGAGUCAUGUCUCAACCUUGUCUGCCAGCUUUGGCAUGAACGAGAUGGUGGACUGUGAUGAUCUCAUUACUGCUCUUGUGGCCGAAGGGGAACAAAUCCCUGCAGCCAGGUUACAAAAUCUUGUGAAAAGCCCGAAAUCAGAAGAGUGGAGGCUGCUGCAGCGGCAGAUAAUGUUGUCAGAAUGAAAAAUACUCACAUAAUAUGGGUAUUAAAGUUGAGGUGUCCAUAUAUUUUUGGCCACAUAGUGUUUGUUUCUGCACUGAACUGCACACUGAGCAAUGACAUCUUAAACAAUGGAAUUCAAUAAAAAAAAAGUAAAAAAUUAAAUUAAAAAGUGUA
This is a messenger RNA of Acanthopagrus latus (yellowfin seabream), 2758 nucleotides long. RefSeq names its product coiled-coil domain containing 105 (gene tektl1). NCBI's taxonomy places the organism in Eukaryota, Metazoa, Chordata, Actinopteri, Spariformes, Sparidae. The record is from RefSeq and is a predicted model, not a curated record. The transcript has 8 exons. The coding region runs from base 518 to 1954 and encodes 478 amino acids.